AUGGUCUCUCACCGUAGUGGAUCUACCACCGGAAAUUUUUUGCGAGGUGUUGUCAUACCUUAUGCCCUUGGAUAUUCUCCACAUCUCUCGCACCUGCCGUUCUCUGCGACGGGCAUUGAUGAAUCACUCGGCACACAUACGCUAGCCUCGUUUUUGAAGAGACUUGUGCCAGGUGUGCUUGUGGCAAUGGUGACAAGAAGUGAUCUCAAGGCUGAGCUCCCACAAGAACGUCAUCUGCAGCAUGUUGCCUCGAACGAUCUGCUUCCCUCCAUUGCGCGUGGGUCCAUGUUCUACAAACCUGACUUCGCUGCCUUCAAGGCGGCAUAUGCAGCAGCCACGACAACAGCUGAACACCAAGAACUUGUGGUGUCUAGCGUGCGUAGGACCGGAAGUAUCAUGGAACAUGCCGCCUUAUGUCGAUUAUGGUCAAUGACAGUUGAUGUUGAUCAGCGUCAGGAUCAGCGUUGUAGAGUGUUGGAUUUCAAGGACAAGUUGGUAGAUGUGGGCUUUGGUGAUGAUAUUCCCUUGCUAGGCUUGAGAUACAAGAAACUUUUCGAGCACCCUCUAGUGCACAGUAAGGCGGAUCCCCUCACCGAUCGCGAAUGGAAGAUGAUUCGCCCAAAGAUUGUACAGUUUAUGGAAGGGAGAAGAACAUUACGUCUGAAUUGGGAGAAACGGAUGACAUAUACUGUGCGCCUGGGUAAUCUUGAUGGGGCACUUUCUGUAUACAGCAUGAACUUAUCAAGCUCGGUUCCAAUGCCGCAAGCCGUUGACCUGUCUGUGUUCCCCGAGAUUCGGACCAUUACAGUCCUUCCCUUGGAGAUUACCAAUAUUCGGCCUGGCACAUUCGCUCCGGAGUUACCGACUCUAGUUUCACGCUGGCGUUCGGAUGUAGAGGCCCAACUGGAGGCUCUUGCCUCCUUUCAUUCAAAGGACACUCACAAUCGCCGAUCUUCUCGACUUGGUCCCAGUUUUACAGAGUUGGCACAGGCCGUGUUUCGGUGCACACAGUGUGGCCAUGUUCAAACGUGGCCAAGUGUUCUCGACCACCCAUGCCUUCGUUCCGUGGACAAGAGCUGGAAGAAGCUUGUCGAGCGCUACCCCCUCGUUGAUGGUGACCUCCCACGAAUGGAGGGUUCGAUAUAUGAGAGCGCAUUGCUCGUCCACUAUCGUGGUCUUCAUCCUUGGUCUGCCGGUCUCCUAAACUUCUGUGGUCCUGCAAUUUGUAACGUGAUAGAGGCUUGCGGCAAGAAUCCACUCUAUGCUACAGCUACACAGAUGGAUGCCUUAGAUUUGCGGCUGGCUUGUGUGUCCUGUAGUCGCCGUGGUAGAAUGCUGGUGGUAAUGGGAUGGCGGGCAGCGGUGCUUCAUUCAAUUGAGGACCAUGGCAAUUCUCCGCCUUCAGAGAUUGUAUGGCAGCGGGUCAAUGUCGAGAUUGCUGCAAAGGUGAAGACUGUUGAGUCUUCGAGCUCCAGUCUGGCCUGUCACGAUUCCAAUCUCAGGAUUUCCUGCUGGACUUGCUUCCACUGCGAUUAUGGUAAGACUGCCGGAGAGGAUGCUACUAAAGCCGAAGUAAAGAAACACCUCUGCAAGCAACAUGAUAUCCAUUUAUCUGGUAAAGAUGACCUGCACCAACGUUUGGAUAUGUUUCCAUAUGCAAUUGCAUACCCUCCUGUCCUUCUUGUGUCUCAUCGACUGCGAUUGCAGCCUCCCACCCUCUGGGAACAAGAGAAGAUGUUGCGCAUGAAGGACACCAUGUCCUUCUGCACCUUAUCAAAUGACUACACUUGA
This is a messenger RNA of Sparassis crispa, 1791 nucleotides long. RefSeq lists its product as hypothetical. Lineage: Eukaryota; Fungi; Basidiomycota; Agaricomycetes; Polyporales; Sparassidaceae. The transcript is spliced from 10 exons. The record is from RefSeq and is a predicted model, not a curated record. Bases 1 to 1791 code for a protein of 596 amino acids.